Messenger RNA from Octodon degus (degu), 4290 nucleotides. RefSeq lists its product as uncharacterized. The record is from RefSeq and is a predicted model, not a curated record. Gene Ontology annotation, molecular function: nucleic acid binding; RNA-DNA hybrid ribonuclease activity; aspartic-type endopeptidase activity. Gene Ontology annotation, biological process: virion assembly; DNA integration; proteolysis. Lineage: Eukaryota; Metazoa; Chordata; Mammalia; Rodentia; Octodontidae.
AUGCUCAAGGCGUGCUCUGUUCCUGUGUGUUCAGGCCGCCCUGCGUACACGUGGAUAGUAAAGCUUUCCCUUUGUGAUUUACAUGAGAGUCCUACUCUUGGGGUCUUCCUUCACGGCGACUCGACCCUAACAUUUGGGGGCUCAUCUGGGAUUGUCUCCGUGGUGGGAGGCCCCAACAGCCGCCAGAUCUCUCAGGCUCCACCUCGGCUGACUACCAUUUUGCCAGUUAAGGCCCAAUCCUCACCUCCUGGCCUCUAUCCACCCUUACCACCAACUGUCCUACCUGAAUCUCAAACAGAUCUGAUUCAAUUCGAUCUAGAAACUCCUCCUCCCCCUCCUCUAUAUGUGCACGCUCCUCCUCCUCCUCCUCCUCCUCCUCCUCCGGUUACCUCUCCUCAGGCCCAACCUGCCUCUUCAGAAUCCUCUUCAUCAGAUGACGAUGGUGGACCAGCCCAGGGAACUCAUGGAGCCCUAAGCAAACGAGCAAAAAGUCCCCAAGAUGUGGUUGCUACUCUACCCCUCUGGUCCUACGGACCAAUGAUAGACAACGGUCAUGGAGGGGAAAUACCAACACUUCAAUGGUGGCCUUUCUCUACUUCAGAUCUGUAUAACUGGAAAAAUAACAAUCCCCCUUUUUCUGAAGACUUUUCCAGGUUGACCGCACUACUGGAGUCGCUCAUGUACUCUCACCAACCCACUUGGGAUGAUUGUCACCAGUUGUUGAGUACUCUGUUCACUCAAGAGGAAAGGGAAAGAAUCCUCACAGAAGCCAGGAAAUUGGUUCCUGGACCCGGUGGAAUACCUACCCAGAUGCCUAAUCUCAUUGAUGAUGCCUUCCCCCUGCACCACCCUGACUGGGACCCAAACACCCCUGAAGGUAGGGAGCAUUUGUCCAUCUAUCGCCAGACUCUCAUGGCGGGUCUCAAGGUGGCCGCACGAUGGCCUACUAAUUUGGCUAAGGUAAGAGAAAUUAAUCAGGGCCCCGAUGAGUCACCCUUGGCAUUUCUAGAAAGAAUAAUGGAGGCUUAUCAUAGAUAUACUCCCUUCGAUCCUCAGGAUGAAGGGUUAAGAGGAUCCAUUGCUAUGACUUUUAUAACCCAGUCAGCCCUAGACAACAGAAAGAAACUUCAACGUUUAGAUGGGUUACAAACCGCAACCCUUAGAGAAGUAAAGGAAGCAGAGAAAGUGUUUUAUAAAAGAGAGACAGAGGAGGAAAAAGAGGUGAGAAAAAAAAAAAAGAAAGAAAGAGAAAUGAUGAGGGAAAAGGAAAGAGAACGAAGGCGAAAUAAGGAAUUAACUAAGAUCUUGGCCACAGUAGUUCAGGGAAACACAGAUGAGAAAAAGCCACGCCGCCUUCUGUUAGAGCCCAAUCAAUGUGCUUACUGUAAAGAGAUAGGACACUUGGGCUGGAGAGAACAUGCUCCUGGAGCCCAAAGACGCCACCCUAAUGUGUUGGCCCUAGAGGAGGAUGACAAGAGGGGACGGGGCUCGGUCCCCCUCCCUGAGCUCAGGGUAACCUUCUAUGUGGAGGGGACUCCAAUUGAUUUUGAAGUAGAUACAGGCGCGGUUUUCUCUGCCCUUCGAAAUCCCAUUGGACCUUUGUCCGGCCGGAGGUCUUUAGUGCAAGGGGCAAAUGGCAGUAGAUAUCGGGCUUGGACUACAAAGAGAACUAUGGAUUUAGGAAAAUGAAAAGUACAACAUUUCUUUCUAGUCAUACCUGAAUGCCCGGCUCCCCUCAUGGGAAGAGACUUAUUAACUAAACUGAGAGCCAAAGUAAUCUUUGAGCCUCAGGGACCCCAAGUGACUUUUCUUAACCCUCUGGUGAGUCAACCCAUGACAACUAUGCUGACUAUUGCCACUGAAGAUGAAUAUCAACUCUAUACCCAGCCCCAGCCUCAAGCCCCAUUUAUUCCUCAGCAUUGGCUAACAGAAUUUCCUGAUUCAUGGGCUGAAACUGCCAGACUGGGACUUGCCACCUCACAACCUCCUGUGGUAAUAACUUUAAAAGCAUCUGCCACUCUGGUCCGCAUCAAACAAUACUAUAUAAGUAAGGGAGCUCACCAAGGGAUAAAAGGACACAUACAAAAGUUUCUUGACCUAGGAGUAUUAAUACCAUGCUGGUCAUCCUGGAAUACCCCUCUGUUGCCGGUCAAGAAACCAGGGACAGGGGACUAUAGACCGGUACAAGACCUACGAGAAGUAAACAACAGGGUAGAGGACAUACACCCUACAGUGCCUAAUCCCUACAACCUGCUCAGCACCCUGAGCCCUGAAAGGAUUUGGUAUACAGUAUUGGAUCUAAAAGAUGCCUUCUUUUGUCUGUCUUUGCACAAAGAUAGCCAACCUCUGUUUGCUUUUGAAUGGACGGACCCAGAGAUGGGAGUAACAGGACAGCUGACUUGGACUCGCCUCCCACAGGGCUUCAAAAAUAGCCCUACUAUUUUUGAUGAGGCCCUCCACAAGGACCUGACUGUUUUCUGGAUCCGGCACCCCGAGGUAACACUGCUCCAAUAUGUGGACGACCUUCUGCUGGCCUUGAAUUCGGAAACAGACUGUAUGUAUGGGACUCGGGAACUUUUACAAGAACUGGCUAAAUUGGGAUAUCGAGCCAUGGCCAAAAAGGCUCAAAUUUGUCAGAGGGAGGUCAUCUUUCUGGGAUAUACCCUCAAAGAUGGAAGAUGAUGGCUCACAGAGGCCAGAAAAAAGACUGUCAUACCAAUUCCUCCGCCCACAAACCGGAGGCAAUUAUGGGAAUUCCUGGGAACUGCAGGGCUUUGCCGACUGUGGAUUCCAGGAUACACUUCCCUGGCUGCCCCCCUCCAUCCCCUCCUUAAGAGAGAUGCCAAUUUUAUCUGGGGCCCAGACCAACAACAGGCCUUUGAUGAUAUCAAAAGGGCCCUGUUGUCAGCCCCUGCCUUGGCUCUCCCCAAUGUGGACAAACCUUUCACUCUCUACAUUGAGGAAAAACAGGGGAUAGCACGAGGAGUAUUAACUCAAGCCUUUGGCCCCUGGAAAUGGCCUGUGGCCUAUUUAUCAAAAAGAUUAGACUCUGUGGCCAGCGGAUGGCCUCACUGCUUAAAAGCUGUUGCAGCUGUUGCUAUGUUAACCAAAGAUGCAGACAAAUUAACUUUGGGGCAGAAGCUAACUGUAAUAGCCCCACACACUCUGGAGAGCGUCAUUUGUCAACCUCCCAAUAGAUGGCUCUCUAAUGCCAGGAUUACUCAUUACCAAAAUCUCCUGCUUAAUAAAGACCGAAUAACGUUCGGUCUGCCAACUGCCCUCAACCCACCCACUCUACUGCUGGAAGAAACUCUGGAACCGAUCCUCCACACCUGACAAGUGAUCCUGGUGGAAGAAACUGGGAUUCGCUGAGACCUCACAGACCAGCCGCUCCCAAACGCUGAGGUAACCUGGUACACCGACGGUAGCAGUUUCUUGCUAAAUGGUAAGAGACAUGCGGGGGCCACAGUCACUGAUGGGACUCGGGUUAUCUGGUCAUCAGGAUUGAGGGAAGGCUCUUCCACACAGCGGGCAGAACUGAUUGCCCUCACUAAGGCUUUAGAGCUGGCUAAGGGAAAAAGGGCAACCAUCUAUACCGACAGCCAUUACGCCUUCGCUACGGCACAUAUUCAUGGAGCUAUCUAUCAACAAAGGGAGCUCCUCACUUCAGCUGGAAAGGAGAUCAAAAAUAAACAAGAAAUACUUAGACUUUUGUCAGCUAUUAUGCUGCCACAGAAACUGGCUAUAGUACAUUGCAACAGCCAUCAGAAGGGCUCUAGCCCCAUUGUAAGGGGAAACAACCAUGCUGAUGAGGCUGCCAGACAAGCGGCCCUAGACGCUCCUACAACCACACCACCUGAACUUCCUACACCACCCCAUCUGAUGGAGGAACCAGAGCUUCAAGCCUAUUUCCAACAAAUUCAUAAGUUAACUCAUUUGGGCGUCAGGAAACUCUGCCUACUGGCUCGACAUCAUGCCACCAGUAACCUACCUCUGUCUAAGGUACAAAGACUGGCUGAACAGGUCACCAAGGAAUGUAAAGCUUGUCAACUUGUCAACCCUCAUCCCUCAAAGCUUGUUGGGGGAAUAAGGUUAUGAGGGGAUCGACCUGGACAAUUUUGGGAGGUAGAUUUUACUGAAAUAAAGCCUGCCAGGUAUGGAGUCAAAUAUUUGUUAGUCUUUAUAGACACUUUUUCAGGAUGGACCGAAGCCUUUCCUACUAAACAGGAGACUGCUCAAAUAGUAGUCAAAACUGAUGGAAGAAAUAUUUCCUUGUUUUGGCAUGCCUAA